AGAAGGCAUCAGUUAAUGGCUUCGCACCACCCAGCGAAGUCCCAACCACAUUUGCAGGCUCCGUCGUUCCAGUAACUGGUCUAGUUCCCAGCAGCAGCGACCAACAUGAAGUUCUUCGUUGGAAUACUAAUUGCGAACUUACUGAUUAUAAAGUGCGCGAACGUCGCCUCGGCUCGUAUUAUCAGGAGAACCACGACCACGACCACUGAAGCCUGCACCGAAACACCCCCAGAGUGUGGUUGCACGGAUACGACACCCACCUGUGAGCCGACCACCACAGAAUGUGUCACGACCACAAAGCCUCCCACCACGACCACUAGACCCUGCACCACUACAACCACUAACGCCUGCACCACUACGAAGCCACCAUGUGGUUCCACGGAGACGACAUCUACCUGUGCGCCUACCACAACACGUUGCACCACUACCAAACCAUGUGUCACGACCACAAAGCCUCCCACCACGACGACUAGACCCUGCACCACUACCACUACUAAAGCCUGCACCACUACAGCCUGCACCACUACGAAGCCACCGUGUGGUUCCACGGAGACGACAUCUACCUGUGCGCCUACCACAACACGUUGCACCACUACCAAACCAUGUGUCACGACCACAAAGCCUCCCACCACGACCACUAAAGCCUGCACCACAACAGACUGCACCACUACAGCCUGCACCACUACGAAGCCACCGUGUGGUUGCACGGAGACGACAUCUACCUGUGCGCCUACCACCACACGCUGCACCACCACUACAGAAUGUGUAACGACCACAAAGCCUCCCACCACGACCACUAGACCCUGCACCACUUUAAGCACUACAGCCUGCACCACUACGAAGCCACCAUGUGGUUCCACGGAGACGACAUCUACCUGUGCGCCUACCACAACACGUUGCACCACUACCAAACCAUGUGUCACGACCACAAAGCCUCCCACCACGACCACUAAAGCCUGCACCACAACAGACUGCACCACUACAGCCUGCACCACUACGAAGCCACCGUGUGGUUGCACGGAGACGACAUCUACCUGUGCGCCUACCACCACACGCUGCACCACCACUACAGAAUGUGUAACGACCACAAAGCCUCCCACCACGACCACUAGACCCUGCACCACUACAAGCACUAAAGCCUGCACCACUACGAAGCCACCAUGUGGUUCCACGGAGACGACAUCUACCUGUGCGCCUACCACAACACGUUGCACCACUACCAAACCAUGUGUCACGACCACAAAGCCUCCCACCACGACCACUAAAGCCUGCACCACUACGAAGCCACCGUGUGGUUGCACGGAGACGACAUCUACCUGUGCGCCUACCACCACACGCUGCACCACCACUACAGAAUGUGUAACGACCACAAAGCCUCCCACCACGACCACUAGACCCUGCACCACUACAAGCACUAAAGCCUGCACCACUACGAAGCCACCAUGUGGUUCCACGGAGACGACAUCUACCUGUGCGCCUACCACAACACGUUGCACCACUACCAAACCAUGUGUCACGACCACAAAGCCUCCCACCACGACCACUAAAGCCUGCACCACUACGAAGCCACCGUGUGGUUGCACGGAGACGACAUCUACCUGUGCGCCUACCACCACACGCUGCACCACCACUACAGAAUGUCACUACAGCCUGCACCACUACGAAGCCACCGUGUGGUUGCACGGAGACGACAUCUACCUGUGCGCCGACUACUACAGCCUGUGUCACGACCACUGA
Molecule: messenger RNA, 1737 nt
Organism: Drosophila subobscura
Lineage: Eukaryota; Metazoa; Arthropoda; Insecta; Diptera; Drosophilidae
Product: mucin-2-like
Exons: 5
Coding region: 106-1737 (543 amino acids)
Source: RefSeq, a predicted model, not a curated record